Saccharomyces eubayanus is the source of this 1347-nucleotide messenger RNA. It is a transcript of the gene NPL3, whose product is annotated as mRNA-binding protein NPL3. Bases 1 to 1347 code for a protein of 448 amino acids. Gene Ontology annotation, cellular component: nucleus; cytoplasm; ribonucleoprotein complex. The record is from RefSeq and is a predicted model, not a curated record. The transcript has a single exon. Gene Ontology annotation, molecular function: mRNA binding. Lineage: Eukaryota; Fungi; Ascomycota; Saccharomycetes; Saccharomycetales; Saccharomycetaceae.
AUGUCUGACGCUCAAGAAACCCACGUAGAACAACUACCAGAAUCCGUUGUCGGCGCUCCAGUCGAACAGCAACCCCAAGAACCACCACAAGCUCCACAGGAAUUAGCUUCGCAAGAACCACAGGCUCCACAGGCUCCACAAGCUCCACAAGCUCCACAGGCUCCACAGGUACCACAAGCUCCACAGGCACCACAAGAAUUAGCUCCCCAAGCUCCCCAAGCUCCCCAAGCUCCCCAAGCUCCACAGGCUCCACAGGAACAACAAGACGUCCCCCCUCCAUCCAACGCUCCCGUCUAUGAAAGUGAAGAACCACAAGGUGUCCAGGAUUACCAACAGGCUCACCAACACCAUCAACCACCUGAACCUCAACCAUACUAUCCUCCCCCUCCUCCAGGUGAGCACAUGCACGGUCGCCCACCAAUGCACCACCGUGAAGAAGGUGAACUAUCCAAUACUAGACUGUUCGUUAGACCCUUCCCAUUGGACGUUCAAGAAUCUGAAUUGAAUGAAAUCUUUGGUCCAUUUGGUCCAAUGAAGGAAGUAAAGAUUCUAAAUGGAUUUGCAUUUGUUGAAUUUGAAGAAUCUGAUUCCGCAGCCAAAGCCAUCGACGAAGUUAACGGAAAGAGUUUCGCCAACCAACCUUUGGAAGUAGUAUAUUCUAAACUACCUGCCAAGAGAUACCGUAUUACUAUGAAAAACCUACCAGAAGGUUGUUCAUGGCAAGAUCUUAAGGAUUUGGCCAGAGAAAAUAGUUUAGAAACUACCUUCUCCAGUGUCAACACCAGAGAUUUUGAUGGUACCGGCGCUUUGGAAUUCCCAAGCGAAGAAAUUUUGGCCGAAGCUUUGGAAAGAUUAAACAACAUCGAAUUCAGAGGCUCGGUCAUUACUGUCGAAAGAGAUGACAAUCCUCCUCCAAUCAGAAGAUCUAACAGAGGUGGCUUUAGAGGUCGUGGCGGUUUCAGAGGUGGUUUCAGAGGUGGAUUUAGAGGCGGCUUCUCUAGAGGCGGCUUUGGUGGCUCCAGAGGCGGUUACGACAGUCCAAGAGGUGGCUUUGGCGCCCCAAGAGGCGGCUACGGUGGCUAUUCUAGAGGUGGCUAUGGUGGCUACUCCAGAGGCGGUUACGGUGGUUCUAGAGGCGGUUACGACAGUCCAAGAGGUGGUUACGAUAGUCCAAGAGGUGGCUAUUCCAGAGGUGGCUACGGUGGUCCAAGAAAUGAUUACGGUCCUCCAAGGGGUAGCUACGGUGGUUCAAGAGGUGGUUAUGAUGGUCCAAGAGGCGAUUAUGGCCCCCCAAGAGAUGCGUACAGAACCAGAGAUGCUCCACGUGAAAGAUCUCCAACCAGGUAA